This is a messenger RNA of Uranotaenia lowii, 1700 nucleotides long. RefSeq names its product cilia- and flagella-associated protein 251-like. The transcript has 4 exons. The coding region runs from base 615 to 1295 and encodes 226 amino acids. NCBI's taxonomy places the organism in Eukaryota, Metazoa, Arthropoda, Insecta, Diptera, Culicidae. The record is from RefSeq and is a predicted model, not a curated record.
UGCCUAUUUAUGUUUAUAGAAAACCCGUAUUUCAAGUGUUUUCUUCUUGAUUUUUAUUGAAUACUCAGUGGUAUUGACCAAAUUUGCCCGGAUUUUGGGUUGAAAUCCAAUGCCCAGAUUAUGAUAGGUUUUUAGAUAAAAUUGCGACUUUUUAUUUCCAGUUCAAGUUUAAACAAUCAGAAAGUUUAAGUUAAAAUUUGAUGUUAAAUUUUCGAAUUUGAUUCAAAAUUUUUUUUAUUUUAUCAAUUCUACAACAGUUCAAUAUUUUAACUUUUGGUCCAGGAUGAGAAUGAUUUACAAGCAUUUAAGUCUCUUGAGAAAAAAAAACUAAACGUAAUUGAAAUUGACUCAAAAGCGUAUUUUUCAUUUGAAAUUACACAUUACUAUUUUUUAGAACAAAGUGCUUAGUAACAAAAAUAGAGAAGCUGACAAUAUUAUUUUAGCUUACCCAUUUUCAUAUAGACCGAUCAUUUGCCGUUGUAAGCCAUGAAUAACGCCUCGGCGUUAAAAUCCCGGAAAAAACUUCUUUUCUAAUCAUACUUUCAAACUUUUUCUCCUACAACCCUUGAAACGCGCAGUGCUUAACCGAUGACGACUUCUACCUGAGAGAGGGAAUGGCUGACGGCGGUGGUGUUCAGAAUGCCGUCCGGCGACCCAGUGAACCAGCCCAGAAGGAAAGUUCACCGGAACUGGCCCCAGACGAGGAGGAAGAGGAAGAAGAGGAGGAAGACGAGGAAAAGAAGGCCGAAAAGGCGGCCAAACGGUUAAACCGGGAGGUCAACAUGCUGCAGGCCCGGCUAAUCCGGCUCAAGGAGAAGGAAGAGGAGAAGCACGCCGAACGGCAGGCCCUGAAGUACGCCAUGAAAACCAACCAGUAUGCACUGAAGAAUGAACACAAAAAGUACAAACAACUGCAAAAGGAGGUGGAAAAGAUGGCUGCCCUCAUGAAGAUGGAGGACGAGGAUGAGGAAUCGGACGAACAGAAAGAACCUCCACCGGAAGAACCCGAAGAAGAGGAACCUGAAGAGGAAUCCGAAGAGGAAAGCGAAUCGGAAUCAGAAUCUGAGAGCGACAACGAAAGCGUCAAUGAAGCGGAGGACGCACCAGAUGAGAAGAAAAAACUCAACCUGGAACCGAGAGUCAAGCGACACGAGAACCGGCUAGCGUCGCUCAAGAAGGGCAACUACUUCCUGCAGGCCAACGUCGAUAGGAUUAAGGAUGAGAUUAACAAAACGCGAGAAAUGUGCUGCACACUGCAGUCGGAUCUGGAUUCCGUUAUAGCGGAUUUGGGAUAGGAUUUCUCUAGGAGUGUGCCAUCGAUAUAAUAUAAAAAAAUGUGUUAAAAAAAAUUGGAAAUCAUUCGAAGCUUUUGCUGAAAUGAUUAUAAUCGCUAUAUUUCACUGUUGAAAGAUAAAUAAUGAAAAAUGUUUAUAUCGUACAGCUACAGCUACAGCUUAUCAAAAAUUAUGUUCGGUCUUACGAAAGACUGUAUAGCUUAUUGAUAACUAGGCAAAUUUAAAAUAUUGUCUCGAAAGUUGGAAGCACACUUUCUAUACUGUUGGAUUGCAGCAAGAACACGAGAUUUUUAAAUCUAGAGUCAGAAAAUAAAGGAAACCGAAAGCUAGCAAAUUGCAGCCCCUCAAUGAGUAUUGUUUUUGAUCACUGUAUUUUUGUAUAAUAAAAUCAAUGAAUGCAACCUA